Messenger RNA from Elgaria multicarinata webbii, 2135 nucleotides. It is a transcript of the gene HIC1, whose product is annotated as HIC ZBTB transcriptional repressor 1. The transcript has a single exon. The record is from RefSeq and is a predicted model, not a curated record. Gene Ontology annotation, molecular function: DNA-binding transcription factor activity, RNA polymerase II-specific; protein binding. Lineage: Eukaryota; Metazoa; Chordata; Lepidosauria; Squamata; Anguidae. Gene Ontology annotation, cellular component: nucleus. The coding region runs from base 9 to 2135 and encodes 708 amino acids. Gene Ontology annotation, biological process: regulation of transcription by RNA polymerase II.
GCGCCGCGAUGUUGGACGCCUCGGAGCCGACGGGCCACUCCCGGCAGCUGCUGCUCCAGCUGAAUGCGCAGCGCACCAAGGGCUUCCUGUGCGACGUGAUCGUGGUGGUGCAGAACGCGCUCUUCCGGGCCCACAAGAACGUGCUGGCGGCCAGCAGCGCCUACCUCAAGGCCCUGGUGGUCCACGACAACCUCAUCAACCUGGACCAGGAGAUGGUCAGCCCGGCCGUCUUCCGCGCCGUCCUCGACUUCAUCUACACCGGCCGCCUGGGCCCUGCCGAGGCCGAGGCGGGCCCGGGCGUCGGAGGCGGGGAGGCUGGCGAGCCCAGCCUGGGCGCCGUCCUGGCCGCCGCCAGCUACCUGCAGAUCCCGGACUUGGUGGCCCUGUGCAAGAGGAAGCUGAAGCGCUCGGGCAAGUACUGCCAGCUGCGCGGCGGCUACUCGCCCUUCGGCAAGCUGGCGCGCGGCCUCCGCACCGCCACGCCCGUCAUCCAGAGCUGCUACGGGGCGCCGCCGCCGCGGGCCGUCGAGCCGGGCAACCCGCUCAGCACCCACUGCGGGGAGCUGUACGCCGCCGCGGCUGCCGCGGCCGGUCUGCACCCGCACGGGCUGUGCCCGCCAGAGCGCCUCUGCUCGCCGCUCUGCGGCCUCGACCUGUCCAAGAAGAGCCCCAACGGGCCCUCGCCCGGGCACCACCCGCUGCCGCCGCUGCCCAGCGCCGAGAGCCGCCUGCGCGCCGUGGUCGAGGGCCGCGAGAACUUGCUGCUGCCGCAGCUGCCUGCCCGGCCGGAGAGCCCGGCGCUGCUAUCCAACCACGCGGCCUUCGUUGAGGCCGCCGCCUCGUACCAGCAGUCCCGCGGAGGCGGCAGCCCCGAGCCCGGCCGCGCCGAGGUGGGGCCUGGGUUCCUGUACCACUGGAUGAAGCCCGAGCCGCUGGGCGGGGGCUACGUCGAGGACGAGGACGACGAGGACGACGGGGAGGAUGAGGGCCGCGCCGGCGGGCGCCGCCGCAAGGGCGGGCUGGGCGCCGGGGGCGAGCUGGAGCGCAAGGAGGGCGAGUCGCCCUCGCCGCCGCCGCCGCCGCACCCGCGGCGCUACGGCAGCUUGGAGAGUGGCGAGCCGGGCGGCGGCGGCGGCGGCGGCGACGCUGAGGACCUGGAGAACGACAAGAGCACGAGCGACGAGACGGGGUGCUGCAGCAGCGGCAGGCCCUCGCCGGCGGCCGGCAGCCUGGAGCGCUACCUGGGCUACGAGCCGGACGGCUUCGGCGGCGACAACCUGUACGUGUGCAUCCCGUGUGGCAAGGGCUUCCCGUCGUCGGAGCAGCUGAACGCGCACGUCGAGGCGCACAACGAGGAGGACGAGCUGUACCGCAAGGAGGCCGCCGCCGAGGCCGGGCAGGGCGCGCCCUUCCUGGACAAGCCGCCGCCGCCGCCGCUGCCGCUGCCGCCGCCGCCGCCGCCGGGCUGCGACCUGCUGCGCCCCUACCGCUGCUCGUCGUGCGACAAGGCCUACAAGGACCCGGCCACGCUGCGGCAGCACGAGAAGACGCACUGGCUGACGCGGCCCUACCCCUGCUCCAUCUGCGGCAAGAAGUUCACGCAGCGCGGCACCAUGACGCGCCACAUGCGCAGCCACCUGGGCCUCAAGCCCUUCGCCUGCGACGCGUGCGGGAUGCGCUUCACGCGCCAGUACCGCCUCACCGAGCACAUGCGCAUCCACUCGGGCGAGAAGCCCUACGAGUGCCAGGUGUGCGGCGGCAAGUUCGCCCAGCAGCGCAACCUGCUCAGCCACAUGAAGAUGCACGCCGCCGCCGCCGCCGCUGCCGCCGCCGCCGCCGGCCCCGACGGCAAGCUCAAGCUGGACUUCCCCGAGGGCGUGCUGGCCAUGGCGCGCCUGGCGCAGCAGCAGCAGCAGCAGCAGCAGCAGGGGCAGCACGACGCCAAGGGGCUGCUGGCGCACGGGCCCCACUUCCUGGCCGACCCCAAGGCCGCCAUGGAGAGCCUCUACCUGGGCCUCAGCGCCGACAAGGCGGCCGAGGUGCUGGCCCAGGGCGCCGCCGCCGCCGCCGCCGCCGCCGCCCACCUGCACAACGACCACCACGCCCGGACCAUAGAGCGCUUCUCGCCGCCCUGA